CUGCUUUGCAAAAGCGCUGGGCACUGCUUUGCAAGAGCGUGCGAACGGCUCGACGACUCGACAAAGGGCAGCCAUUCGCGCCCGGUAGGCAGCGCUUUGGACCUACUUAAGAGCGGACUGCCCCCGUGCACCGUUCGUUCGACAACAGGUGGGGCAGCACAAGAGCAGGUGCCACAGGGGGCCGCCGCCGCGCAGCAAAAGAGCAUGGGGGGAGGCGAGCAGGCGGCCGACGCGCUGCGCAAGAGGUGGAGAAGGUUCCGCGAGCGCGGCGAAAUACCACAAACGGUGGGCUACGGCCUCCCGACGGCGCUCAUAUUGCUUGCCCUGCUCUGGCCCUUCCUGUACGGCGUCGUCCCGUCCCGCGCUGUGUGGAAAUCAACCAGUGCGUCGGGUGCACCGCGUCGAUGGCGUGGAGGACGACGCGACGAUUCAGCACGAACGCGCCGUGAAAUUUUGAUUUCCACACAGGUCCCGCGACAACUGCGGCAUGGUCCGCGGCUACGAGCGCUACUACCAGAAGGCCUCGAGGUCGACGCGCGAUCCCAGGCUAGACGGGGCGUGGUCGCCGUCGCUCGACAUGGACGCGCUGGGCCUGCGGGCGAAGUGGUGGAGGGGGCCCUACGAGGGGCCCGACGGCAACAACCUGUGUGGAAAUCAAAUUUUACGGAGCGUUCGUGAUGAAUCGUCGCGUCGACCUCCACGCCAUCGACGCGACGCCUGCUCGACGGCGUGGCGAUGCCGGUUCCUCACCGCUCGACGGAGCCAGCACGGCCGCAUCAUCGCCGAGAAAUGACUUAGUGAAGAAUGGUCGGGUGCACCCGAGGCACUGGUUGAUCUCCACACAGGCAACAACCCGUCGGCCCCGUUCCGGGGGGCCGACGCGCCGUUCCAGCCGCCGCAGGAAGCUAUCAAACUCGGCAACACGACCUACGCGGACCGCGUGGCCGCGUGGGCCUACUCCUACGACUGCGCGCUCUUCGAGCAGGCGUUCUCCGUUAUUUUCAGGAACGACACGGGAAUUGACUUCCCGGGCGUCGGGCGCACGUGCAAUCACCGCCACCUGCUCGCGCACAUGGCGAAGGAAUGUAAAGCAGGGCGCUGCCCCAAGAUGCGGGUGGCCGGAGCGCCCGUGGAUAGCAUGCUCGUGGCCCUGGGCAUUCCAUGCGCGCCGGAGUGGGGCGCCAACGAGGACGACGACAACUUCGAGGCGCUGUAUGCGAUGCAUUUUUUGACUGCCGUUGUGUCCGGAAUCGGGUGCCUGCUCUUCUUCCGCCUCUACAGCGACGCCAUCAAGCAGGCGCGGCGUCCCUUUGUGUCAUCUGCGCGUCGACGCCUUCCGGUCGUCGCCUCGACGGCGUCGAGGCGGCCGCGUCGCCACGCCGCCGAAGCGAGAGUCACGACGCAUACGAAAACGCAGGCAGCCCGAGUUCUUCGCCGGCGGGCCCUACCGCUGGUACGUCGCGGCCGUCGGCGCCUACUUCUACUGCCAGCUCGCCGUCAACUUCGUCGUCUUCGCGACCUUCGUCGACGUCCGCUGCAAGCACCACAACAUCCUGGUCGUCAACCGCGUCGACUACACGGGUCUGGAUUUUUGCGCGCUCGCCGGCGUGGAGGCGGACGCGAGCUGCGGGUACGGAACGGCGACGAGCCCCGCGUGCGACGCGGGUGCCCAGUCUUUGCGCCCGCUGCGAUGGGCAAGGAAGGGGGCCGCCUUUCAGGGCCCCACGGCCUGGCUCGGCGACUCCGGGUGGCGCCAGGUCUUCCCAUGGUGGCUUUCAGUUUUCUUUUUAAAAGAACGAAGCGCGAUAAUGAGGGAGAAACCGGGUGAUGAUUGCGUCUGGUAUGAUGACGUCGCGGAGGAGGAGCAAAACUGCGACGCGUGGUGGACGCCUGUGUGGAAAUCAAUCAGUGCGUCGGGUGCACGUGAGGAAUUCACACCGCCACGCCGUCGAGCAGGCGUCGCGUCGAUGGCGUGGAGGACGAGGCGGCGAUUCAGGAACGCGCCGUAAAAUUUUGAUUUCCACACAGGUGGACGCCGGGGUACCCGGACGCGACGUACGCGGCCUGCGCCGUGGUCAACGGCGUCGACCGGAAGCAGCUCUUCAUCGACGACGGGACCGCGCGGUACGCCGCCGCGUCGCACAUCAAAUUCCGUCGGACUCCCUUCAGCCACGAACGGGAGGGCGCCAUCGCGCGGAACAGCCGCGUCGAUUGAAGGCCGGUCAUCUCAGCAGCCCGCCGCGCGACGACGGCCUUCGCGAUAACGGCCUUGGCCGCGCAGGUGGGCCGUCGUGCACCGGUGGGGGGCCCUCUACGGGGGCGGCAUGUUCACGAACGUGCUACUCCAGGCCAUCCUCUACCUCCGGGCGGCGAUGCUACGAGGUCUGGCCGGGCGGACCGACACGCGGCUGAUGGCGGCGAUCCGCGUUUUCAUCGCGCUCGAGUGCGUCGGGCUCAUCGUGUUAUUCUAUUUCAUGUACGACUUGGCGGUCAUGAACUAUGUCGAGUACGACGUGGACGACCCGAAUUUCCGCAUCCCCGACCCGCCGCCGCAUCCCUGGGGCAGUAUCAUCAUAUACGGCACGAUGAUCUUUUUCGGAGGCGGGCACAUGUUCGUGACUCUCGCGCUCGUCUACGUCUUCGUGGCGGCGAUGCGCCGCGCGAGCGCGAGCCUGCGAGGCGAGGGGGGGGCGGACGCCGACGACGAGACGCGCGACAUCUUGCGCCAGCAGAAGCGGACGGUCGCGCGCGUCGUGGUGGCAUCGGUGGUGGCCAUCAUGUCGACGUUCUUUACCCUACCUUUCCCGAUGAUCUACGGUUAUGUUAGGCCGAACUUUUGGCGCAAGCGCAGCAUGGUCUUCCUCGUCACCUUCAUCGUCGACUCCGUCGUCAACGAUUUGUGCCUCAUGGCCGUGGCUUUCGUCGACGUCAAGGAGGACGAGAAGACCUCUGCCGCGGCCGUGCCCGUGCACCCCGCCCCCGAUUUUGCCGGGCUCACCUAAGUUACUGACAACA
Molecule: messenger RNA, 3015 nt
Organism: Pelagomonas calceolata
Lineage: Eukaryota; Pelagophyceae; Pelagomonadales; Pelagomonadaceae
Source: the annotation of a GenBank genome assembly